AUGGCUGUAGGAGGCUGGUUUAGCGGAGGUGCGCAAUCAUCGCUGCUUCAUGCCUACCUGGAGACAUCUGGAGUCAGUGUGAAGGCGACACCAGUUGAGGAUCAGCACAAGCAGCGGCGACCAUCAUUUAUUUGGCAACGAUGUCAACACCCCACGAAACAACAACCACAAAAGCGAAGCGACUGUGGAGCCGAUGCCACCAAAGAAUCGGUGUGCGUCGACAAUGGCGUGGAACGUAGGCCCUGGACCACGUGGAUGCCCGCGUUGUGCGCCGGUGUCGUGGCCGUGCUGUGUUACGUGAACUCGCUGGAUGGUGAUUUCGUGCACGACGACAUGGUGGCCGUGGUCGGUAACCCCGACGUCACAGGAGAGAAUAGACGACACGCUGCAUCUUCGUCGUUGUCGUCGCUUUGGAUGAACGAUUUCUGGGGGCGACCGAUGGCGGAUCCUCGAAGCCACAAGUCGUACCGGCCGCUCACAGUGCUCACUUUCAGAGCCAACUACUACGUCAAUGGGCGGCAGGUGCGUGGCUACCACGUUGUUAAUGUCACCCUGCACUGCGCAUGCUCAGUGUUGGUGGCUGUCGUCGCACGCCGUGUGAUGAGAAUAACUGCGCUCCAUGCGUGCCUGGCCGCGAUGCUGUUCGCUGCUCAUCCAGUGCACACCGAGGCCGUGUCGAGUAUAGUGGGCCGUGCCGAGGUGCUGUGCUGCCUCUUCUUUUUGCUGUCUCUCCUCUGCUACCACCGGCCAGUCUGCAGAUACUGUAUACGAGACAUUGCCUACCGAUGCAUCACGGAUUGUGAGCUUGUGAAGCUCACGGCACUGACGAUAUUGCUGCUGUGCUUCAGGCUAUGUAUUCUGCAAGGAAGUUUACCCGAAUUCACCGAGAUGGACAACCCUGCGUCCUUCUCGUCGACGAGUGCAACCAGGCUGCUGACUUACAGCUACCUGUGUGCCUUCAACGCCUGGCUAGUGCUGUGUCCACACACCCUGUCAUACGAUUGGCAGAUGGGCAGUAUACCUCUGGUGACGUCACCGAGUGACUGCAGGAAUCUGGCUACACUGGCGUUACUCGCUUCGCUAUUGACUCUCGGCUGGCGGGCUUUGACGACAAUAAAAAUAAAAAGCAGCCCUGCCGGUGGAUCAAGAGAACAACUGUGUUCCUACAACAAUAAUGAGCGGCUGCGCGGCCAUUCAUUAAGACUACUGGUGCCCCUGCUCCUGACAGUGCUGCCAUUCCUUCCGGCAUCCAACCUAUUCGUCACCGUUGGCUUCGUUGUAGCUGAGAGAGUCCUCUACAUUCCCAGCAUAGGCGUCACUCUGCUGGUGGCUGAAGGGAUGUCCCGCCUUCACACGUGGUGCUCUAGAGCACUCCGGUGGUGCACCACGAGCCCCUGCUUCAUUCUAGUGGUGCUCUUCACAGCACGCACCUGGAACCGGAACGGCGUGUGGGCAUCCAGGGAAGCCCUGUUCGAAUCUGGUAUAAGAGACCUUCCGGGAAACGCAAAGAUGCAUUACAAUUACGCUAAUUUGCAGAAGGACACAGGAAACUCGGACUUGGCCAUCAAACACUACAGGCUAGCAAUCGAGUUGUGGCCAGAUCAUGCCAGCGCUCACAAUAACUUGGGCACUGUGCUUACAUCGGCGGAAGAAUCUGAACAUCACUUUCGAUACGCCUUGCACGUCAACCCAAACCACCCAGGAGCUCAUUUCAACCUGGCCAAUAUCUACAGUAAGCAAGGCCAAAAAGAUGUCGCAAGAGCCCUGCUAAAGCGUGCUGUGGAGCUUGACCCCGAUUUUAGCGAGGCCUAUUCGUCGCUUGCUGUCCUCGCGGCUAAUAGAGGUGAUUUAUCUGAAGGCGAGAAGCUGCACAAGAUGGCAUUAAAGAGCGACGACAGAAAUGCCGAUGCCCGGAUUAACUACGGCACAUUCCUUCAGUCACAGGGCCGUGCUAAAGAGGCCAUGGCACAGUAUCAUCAAGCUCUCGACAUCCAAGAAAACCACACCGUGGCACUUCUGAACGCAGCUAAGAGCCUUCGGAGCAUGAAUCUAAACAUGCAGGCCGAAAGCCUCUACAAGAGGGCCCUUGCUGCUGAGCCAGAUCCGCAGGUGAUGGACAACCUCGCUGUGUUCUACGUCAGCGCUGGCCGACUGGAUGAAGCAAGAGAGCUGUUCAAGGAUAUAGAUAAGCGUUUCCCGGACCACCGCGACAGCAAGGUUCACUAUGCUCAGCUCCUAAUUCAACUUCGAAGUUUUCGAGCUGCUGAGGACCUUCUGCUCGACGUGAUCGACCACAACAGCACUGACAGAGGUGCCUUGCACACGGCUGCCCUGUUAUACCACCACAUCAACCAAACAGUCGAGGCACUGGACUACAUAUUAAAGGCUCCAAAGUUGUGCGCUGUUGACGACCUCUUAUGUGCAAAAAUACACAGCGACCACGGUGACAUACUGAAGGACUUAAAUGACCUCAGCUCAUCGGCACAGAGCUAUCAAGUCGCCAUUCGUCUGGAUCCUGAUCUUGCUCACGCUCAUCUGAACCUUGCGGUGAUCAGGCACUUGGAGAGUGACUACCCAGCUGCAUUUCGACACUACCAAGUGGCCCUCUCUCUGGAUCCAAAGAACAAGCUCAUCGUAGACAACAUGGCCAAGUUGAGGCGACGAAUUGCUAGGCCACUGGCCUUCCACGACUGCGUUUAGUGCUGGUGCUUCGUCGGAGUGCAAUCACCGCGCCGCUUAUCGGCGUAUAUACAUUCACGCUAUGCCUUCUCAAGCGGCUUCACAUGUUCCGCAAACAUUACCAGUGAGCAGGCAGACGUUCCGUUUAAUUAGCUCGAAGUG
Molecule: messenger RNA, 2841 nt
Organism: Rhipicephalus microplus (southern cattle tick)
Lineage: Eukaryota; Metazoa; Arthropoda; Arachnida; Ixodida; Ixodidae
Product: protein O-mannosyl-transferase TMTC1
Molecular function (GO): protein binding
Source: RefSeq, a predicted model, not a curated record